This is a messenger RNA of Episyrphus balteatus (marmalade hoverfly), 3588 nucleotides long. RefSeq names its product longitudinals lacking protein, isoforms F/I/K/T. Lineage: Eukaryota; Metazoa; Arthropoda; Insecta; Diptera; Syrphidae. The transcript has 7 exons. The record is from RefSeq and is a predicted model, not a curated record. Gene Ontology annotation, biological process: regulation of transcription by RNA polymerase II. Gene Ontology annotation, molecular function: protein binding. The coding region runs from base 393 to 2999 and encodes 868 amino acids. Gene Ontology annotation, cellular component: nucleus.
UGUUUUUUUUAAUACUGCUUGGAAAAUUGAACUGUUCGGUCGUGUGCGUAGUCAAGAGCGUAGGAAAGACAGAAAAUACCAAGUGGAACAUUUUUAAAAAAAUUGUUUAUUUUCUUUUGUGUUUUACUUAAAAAUAAAAAAAAUACCAUUAUAUUUAUGUAAAUUGUGCAAAUUUGCGUGAACUGUGCUCUGAAACGGCGCAAGACUCAGAACCUGACCACCAAAAUAAAAAAAACUAAAAAUUAAUAUACAAACAAAAUUAAUAAAAAAAAAAACAAAAUUAUUAAACGCAACGCAAAACAGACAACAAAAAACCAUUUGAAUGAAUUUUGUAUUUUUGGAAACGUAAUUUUCUUUAAAAUUCCCCCAACACCUCCCAUUUUAAAGAAAAUAUGGAUGACGACCAGCAGUUUUGUCUGCGGUGGAACAACCACCAGAGUACACUAAUAAGUGUAUUCGAUACACUAUUGGAAAAUGAAACGUUGGUAGAUUGUACGCUAGCGGCUGAAGGAAAAUUCCUUAAAGCUCACAAAGUGGUGUUAUCAGCAUGCAGUCCUUAUUUUGCUACACUUUUAUCGGAACAAUAUGAUAAGCAUCCGAUAUUUAUUCUUAAGGAUGUUAAAUAUCAAGAACUUCGAGCCAUGAUGGAUUAUAUGUAUCGUGGUGAAGUUAAUAUAUCACAAGAUCAGUUAGCUGCUUUAUUAAAAGCUGCCGAAUCUUUACAAAUCAAAGGUUUAUCAGAUAAUCGAACUGGCAGCGGAAAUAGUAGUAGUGGCCUUGGUGUAGGUGGUAGUCAACAACAACAACAACAAAAAAUAUCUGCCGAACAACAACAACACAAGCAUAUUAGUGUACCUGGUAAAUUGAUGACUGGUAGUGCGUCUGCUGGUUACACAUUGGAACAAACAAAACGUUCACGCAUUGGCCCAUCAUCAAUUGAUUCACAAGAUUUAUCUGGUUCCAGAGAAGGUUCAUCUAGUCCAACAUCGAGGAGACGGAAAAAAGUUCGACGCAGGAGCAUUGAAAAUGUCUUGGCUGAUAAUCAUGAUAAUUCAAACUCCUCACAAGUCAUCCAAGCUGGUACAUCAUUAGUUCCAACAACAAAUGCUACCGGAACAAUAACUGCUAUGUUACCAAUGGUUGGUAGUGGUGUAGCUGGUACAACAACAACAAUUGCUGGUACCAUUGCCUCAACAGUUUCAGCCGUAACAUCAUCACUCCAACAACAACACCAACAACAACAAACAUCAGCAGCCAGCGCAGCAGCAAAUAUUAUAACCGCAAAUGUUACCAAAAAGACUGAAAGUGUGAAAAUGGGAGGAAAUACCGAUGCCAUGAAUGCCGCCGUUACAUCCAUUGAAAAUAUCCAAGAUGAAAAUGCCGCCGAUUCAAUUGAUGAAAAAGAAAUGCUAAUGAAAGAGAAACAAAAUCAUAAACGACCAAAACAUCAUCAUGAAGGUGGUGUUGUAGCAACAUCAACUGGCAAAGAUGAAAUUGUAAUCGAACCAAAAAGUGAAUAUGACGAUGAGGGCAAUGAUGAAACUGUUGAAGAUCUAACAUUAGAUGAUGAAGAAAUGGGUCUCGAAGAUUUAGAUCAUAAUGCUGGCCCCAGUCAUGGUGGUGAAGGAUCUAGUCAAGGAUAUGCACAAUGGCAAGUCGACAGAUCUCAGGAUGAAGUAUAUAUGGCCGCACAAGAAGCCCAACAACGGGAUCCACAAGUUAAACAUGAUAAAAGUGAGCAGACUGAUAUAACACCAGAAGAAUUUGAAUUGGAUGAUUGUUUGUUGGAAAGCAAUGAUAUCGUUAUAACACAAAAUAAAGAUGGUUUUGUGUUGCACGUAAAGAAAUUGAGUAAUGUUACAUCAACGAAAAUUACAACCGAUGAUGAUCAAUCAACUGGUGUUGAUACGGUAGUGGAUUCAAGUCAUCAUGCUCAAAUUACUGAAGUACAAGAAUUGGGUGAAGUUAAGCCAACUUUGACAACAUUAACGACAAGUCAUUCAAUUAAAUUACCUUCAGCAGAAUGUGAAUUAAUAAAUUUGAAAAAAGUCGUCCCAACAACUUCAAUUUCUGUACCACACACCACAACAGCAACAAUAAUCCAACCACAACAAAUCCAUCAAGAACACCAUCCGAAUAUUGUCUGCGCCAAUGCCCAAGCCAUAAACACCCUAAUCGGUCUGCGCAACGUUCAAAUUGAACCGAAAAAUCUUGGCCCUCGCAUCAAAUAUUCCCGUGGCAAAAUCAUCAGUCCCCAAGGAACAACAAUUCACAUGGAACCAGAUAAACAAGAUCAACAACAUCACCAACAUCAGCAACAACACCAUCAUCAUCAAGACAUCAAUGAAACAACAAAAUAUGAAAUUUCUGAAAUCGAUCUAAACAAUGCCCAAACUUCAGCAUCGAUAAUAAGUGAUUUGGUGAAAUAUGCUGAAAUCGAUGAUAUCGAAUUACCCGAUGGCACCAAAAUUGGCAUUGGUUUUGCCCCCACAGAAAUCACCGAACUCCAUACCGCCCAAACGACACAACAAAUCACCGAACACCACCAGCAACAACAUCAUCACCAGCAACAACAACAGCAGCAACAACAACAACAACAACAUCAACUCCACAAUCUCCAUCAAUCCCAUCAGCAACAGACCGACGAAUCAUUGGAGCAGGUAUCCAACCAAGAACCAACCAUUACAAAGAGCUACACCAUCCUUACAACGCGACCGAUGAAACAAGAAAACUCAUCCAGUUCCACAACCACCUACGAAUUGACACUAAGCGAUUCAUCGUUGAGCGAUACCAAAUACAUAUGCCGGCAUUGUGGCAAGAAAUAUCGCUGGAAGUCGACGUUGCGUCGUCAUGAGAAUGUCGAAUGUGGUGGCAAGGAACCCUGCCAUCCGUGUCCACAUUGUUCGUACAAGGCCAAACAGCGUGGUAAUUUGGGUGUUCAUGUACGAAAACAUCAUCCGGACAAACCGCAAUUGGAAAGUAAACGAGGGCGCAAGUAGUAAGCGAAACAUAAAAAAAUAUUUCAUAAAAAAAAAAAAAAAAAAUCAUUUAUUUUUUCAAAAAUCUUCUAAAAACUUAAAAAAAAAAAAUUACUUUUUAUUUCAUUUUUUUGACUAGUUAAUGUAUUGAAUUGUAUAAUCUAUAGAAAUAUAUUUACUAUAUUAAUGUAGAAGAUUAUACAAAAAAAAAGUAAAAAAAAAACACAAAAAAAAAGUAAAUACAAUUUUAAAAUAGAUUUUAAGGAAUUAAUGAUGAGUUUAAAACUUUAAAUUAAAUUCUAAGUAAAAAAAAAAAUAAACUUUAAAUUUAAAGUUAGAAAAAAACAACAACAAUAAAAUAUAGAUAUAUAUUCGUUAUAUAUAUUUUAAGGAUGUUUAAUUUUUGCAAACAAAUAUCCCAAUCUUGUGUAUGUAUCGAAUGAAUUAUAAUAAUAAUUUCCUUACGUACUACUGCAUUCAACUUUUUUGAAAGCUCCUUUAGAUAAAACUGAAAUUGUGGUUGCCACAGUUGGUAAUCAAUAAUUAGGUUUUAGAGCUUGAAUCAUAAACAAAAAAUAAAAUAAAAAUACAAAAAAAAAAAAAAAAAAAA